AUCAAAGUAUUACUUCGUAUUACUUCGUAUUUCUCCUUCUCUCAUCCUUACAACUUCUCCUUGUUCUCGACCUCUUGCUGCGAAUAAACACUUCUUUGGGAGAUAAACAAGAAAGACUCAGAACACGGCCGAGCUACUCCUGUCCAGAACUUUUGACUGAUACCCAACAAAAUCACAGCCAUGGCUACACCGACUUCACCAGCCCAGCUCGAUGAGCUCGUCCGGACUCGUGUAGACAAGCCCAUUUCUCCAGAAGUUCUCUUACCUAUUCUCUCUUCUGCACCCUUCAUCCCCAGCAAGACGCUCAUCAACGCCCGUGAUAUCGGCGCUGUGCCCGGCAGCAAGAUUCCCUCUGGGCGCAUCUUCCGCUGCGGCACUCUAGAGUACGCCAGCCAUGAUCCCGACACCGUGGCCUGGAUCAAGGCCAACGUCCGCCACAUCUACGACCUUCGCAAGCCACUCGAACGAGAACACGGCCCUGACCCCGAGAUUGAGGGAGUUGAGAAUGUCUGGUUCCCUGGGUCGCAAGAGUACAAGACGCCGAGCUUGGAGGAUUUCGCCAAGGGGGACGGCAGUGCCGCCUGGAAGGACCAGUACAUGGCGGUUGCUCUCACCUAUGCGCCGACAUACAAGGCGGUCCUAGAACACAUCAGAGAUAGUCCCGCGGAGCCAUUUCUCUUUCACUGCACAGCCGGCCGUGACCGCACUGGAGUUCUCGCCGGCCUUCUCCACCACCUCGCCGGCACGGCGACUGACGAUGCAGUUCGUGACUACAUGCUUUCCCGAAUCGGUACCGAAGUCGCUCGCGAGAAGCUUCUAAGAUUCGCCAUGGAUAGCGUUGGCACCAACGAUAUGGAGGUACCAGGCUUCUACAACCUCGUUGAGCUGCGGCCGCAGUACUGGACUGCCUUUGUCGGGGGUCUCGAAGAGCAGUUUGGUGGCUGGGACGGCUACGUGACCAAGGUUCUGGGGCUGUCAGAGGAAGAUCUUAUUACUGUGAAGAAGAACAUUCGUUCUUGAGGUUUUGCUAUGAUGACGAGAGAAGAAGUGGCAGUUAUCAAUCUGUUUUGCAUUGUUGUUUGUGAUACCAUAGACGUUUGAUGACGUUGAAGAUGGCUAUGCUGAGAGCUUCGACUGUUGAAUAUCCAAUCCCGUCUUGAAGCAUCCAAAUUUCCUAUUACAGAAAAGCCUCUCACGUUCGGUGAAAAUAUUUAUCCGUAUUUAUUAAGGUACGCCAGCAAGCGGAGGACAGAAAAACCGAGACCGGGAAGAUUUCAAAC
Molecule: messenger RNA, 1280 nt
Organism: Trichoderma harzianum CBS 226.95
Lineage: Eukaryota; Fungi; Ascomycota; Sordariomycetes; Hypocreales; Hypocreaceae
Exons: 2
Coding region: 181-1020 (279 amino acids)
Biological process (GO): dephosphorylation
Molecular function (GO): phosphoprotein phosphatase activity
Source: RefSeq, a predicted model, not a curated record